AUGUCAGCAACUAAUACCAUCCAAAGUUUAAAUAUCGUUGUCCUUGGAGCCCCUGGAGUUGGGAAGAGUUGCAUCAUCUCCCAGUUCCUCCACCACAAGUUCCUUGAAAGCAGUGGCUUCACCAUCGAGCUGGAACAACAGUCGACUGUUCUUGCUGACAAAAAGCGACAAAUCUCCCUGGACAUCGUGGACACUCCAGGGGGGUAUUGCUUCCAGGAAAGAAGACGGAUGGCAAUAGCCGCAGGAGAUGCAUUUAUUCUUGUUUUCUCCCUGGACAAGGAAUGCUCCUUUGAAACAGUGGCCAUGCUGAGAGAUGAAAUUGUUCGCAUCAAAAAGACGACAAAAGUUCCCAUUCUCUUGGUAGGGAACAAGAGUGACAUAGAUGAUGAAAAGAGAAUUACCUCAUGUAAAGGAGCAAAACUGUUUGCCAAGAAAGAGUGGAAAACCAAGUAUGUCGAGGCUUGCGCCAUGGACCACAACAGUGUCACAGAGGUGUUUAGGAAAGUCCUGAAACUUGCCAAGGUAAAGGUCCAACUGAGUUCCCAUGCCUACGAUUUAGUACAGUUCCCAAAAGGAGCCAGAUGGCUGACGUCCUCUUUAGGAACGUGUUCUGCGCCAAUAUAA
Molecule: messenger RNA, 624 nt
Organism: Haliotis rufescens (red abalone)
Lineage: Eukaryota; Metazoa; Mollusca; Gastropoda; Lepetellida; Haliotidae
Product: ras-related protein Rap-2a-like
Exons: 1
Coding region: 1-624 (207 amino acids)
Molecular function (GO): GTP binding; GTPase activity
Source: RefSeq, a predicted model, not a curated record